CGGAGCCGGCGCUCGGGUCCCUCAGUCGGAGCUCGGCGCUGGCCCAGGGAGGAGCUGCUGUGAGGCCCGAGAGCGAGCGCCUCCUCCCGACCCCGGUCCGUCCUGCCGAGCCCCGAGGAUGAUAAACACCCAGGACAGUAGUAUUUUGCCUUUGAGUAACUGCCCUCAACUCCAGUGCUGCAGGCACAUCGUCCCAGGGCCUCUGUGGUGCUCCGAUGCCCCUCACCCACUGUCGAAGAUCCCCGGUGGGCGAGGGGGUAGCAGGGAUCCUUCUCCCUCAGCUUUGAUAUAUAAGGAUGAAAAGCUCACUGUUAACCAAGAUCUUCCAGUGCAUGAUGGGAAACCACACAUUGUUCACUUCCAGUACAAAGUGACAGAAGGCAAGACCUCUUCCUGGGAUGCGGUGGUAUCCAAUCAGAGUCUUUUUGUGGAAAUCCCUGAUGGUUUAUUAGCUGAUGGGAGUAAAGAAGGAUUAUUAGCACUGUUGGAAUUUGCUGAAGAAAAAAUGAAAGCAAGUUAUGUCUUCAUUUGCUUCCGCAAAAGCAGAGAAGACAGAGCUCCGUUACUGAAAACAUUCAGUUUUUUGGGCUUUGAAAUUGUGAGGCCUGGCCACCCCUGUGUCCCAUCUCGGCCAGACGUGUUGUUCAUGGUUUACCCCCUGGAUCAGGUCUCUUCCGAUGACGAUUAGACCCUGUGCAGCACUUCAGAGGGACCUGAAUAUGCUUCGGAGACAAGAGGGGGCUAAGACUCCUUUUCUGACGAAAGGAAAAACAAAAUUCUUCUGGACUGAAACUGCAUUUCUUAUUGUUAGAGUGACCUGUAUAUCUUCUGAGUUGACUUUUCCAUUGAAAUGUGUUACCUAGCGAAUAAUAUAAAGUCUGCACGUGUAAUCGCACAAUCGUAAAUGGAAGGUAAAUGGAGCCCUGUCGAAAGAGCUCUGCGGUCCGCUGAUUAGCCUUGUGGAGACAUCCUGUCCAGCCAGUCGGUGGGCAAGGAGCCCACGAAUGAAGAAGAGGGCAGGCUUCAUGACUUGUUAAAUUAGCAUUGGCUUUUCUGUUCAUUUGGCUCUCAUUUUACAUGUAUGCUUUUUUGAUGUCCCCCUCACCCUUAAGCAGGGGACAGGAUGCUUUGAGUGUUAGAGGUGUGAGGAACGUAAGCCCUGUUUAGCAUAUCAGAGAUGGUACCUCCAAGGUAGCCCAACAUGAGAGGAGGUGGCUCUCAAAAGCUUUGUGCUCUUCUAGCCUUAUAGUAGGUAAAACUAUUAACACUGCAUUAGUGCAGCUUUCAAUAAAAAGGGGCAUUAAAAAAAAAGCUGGGAAGCUGGGCCUGCUUUUUAGAGAAAUACAAAAUGGAACGUAGCCUCAUAACAUACAAGCAUUGUCUCUGGACAUGAUGAUCAUAGGACAGUUGCCCUAGGUUUUAAAGACUGGGCAAGUGUGAGGAGUAAGUAAUGUGGGAGGGGGGGGGGUCAUGAUUACAUCUUGUAAUAAGAGGUGAAGGAGACGGGGCCUCCAAGGACAGAUACCUGGUCUCUGAUGCCUUUACAGCCAGUCCUGCCCCAAGAACCUCCAGAAAUGGAUUCCAGAAAGUACACAGCUUGAUUGGACCCCAUGGCCCUUCUUAGACUGUAGUCCUACAAACUCUUACCCCCUCUGCCUUGUAAUUGGGACUCCAUUCUGCUUAAACAUGCAUGGGGGGAAGUUAAGCAUUGGGAAAGCUUUCCUAAAAGUAAAUUCCAGUUCACUGUAGUGAAGAUCCAUGACAUGUCCUUCCCUCAAUGUUCUCUAGAACAUACUGUUCUAGGUGUGAACAUGAAAAGGUUAAUAUGCAAGAAUAGAAAAGGGACAGCCAGCUUGCUUAUUUCCCCUUAAACUAAACAGCCUGUUGGAACAGGGUGUGUAAUGUAUAGGGACAAAAACUGUAACCACCCAGUUACUUACGCAUUUCUUAAAUGAUGGUGACCUGACGCACUUGAAACUUUUGAGAGAUCUUUUCCUGUGCUGAUUUGGUCAUCUCCCAUACUAGAUCUAAGCACAGCUGGUACAAAAAGCAAAGAUGACCCAAGCCAGUCUCAAGAGGGAACAAAACUAUGAAAUGGGCUCUCUUUUGAGUCAGUCAGUCUGCUGCUUGCCCAGUGCGAUGUUCACAUGUAUUGCGCACCUGGAUCUAGCUGUUGGCAGGCAGGAAUGCAUUGCCCAGGAAGUGGCUGGUGAGCAGAUUUCUGCUGGGAUCCGCCCCCUAGCCUGGCAGCAGAAAAUAGCCACUGCACUGUCAGAAGUAGAAAGCAUCUAAACCUGGGUGCCUGGAGGAGGCCUUGUAAGUCGGACCUGUAGAGUGAUGGUACAAGAACAGUCUAGCCACCUGAGAAGUCCCUUCACAUGGCCCUACUAGAGGGUGGUGAGAAAGUUGUUUGCCUACAGAAGUGCAAUAAAGGUUUUCCUCAAGACACAGCAGGGCAAAAGACAGCUAGUUUACCAAGGUAGUUUCAAAUCUGCUGAGCUGCUGCAAAGCAGUUCAAUUUCACUUCCUUACAUUCAUGGUGUUAUUCCCGCGCUUCCUCUUUCUGUAUCAUUGUGCCCCCCCCUUUCAAAAAACACAUUCUUGGCAUUUUUUUACUACUUCCUUAAGGUUUAGUGGCUCUUCUGUACUUGGCUUUAGAUCUUUCACAAAGUAACACUUCUAUCAGUGGCAAUUCUUAGUUGACUGUACCAUGGAACUGCAUUUAUCUAUCAUGGAAGCAUUACUCCAGAGACUUGUGUUAAUCUUGCUGCUUUGAAAUGUCUCAGUCAUCUCUGGUUGUCAGCCAUUCAAGAGAUACUUUUGAGUGUGUACUGAGGAUUUCCUGUCAUUUCAUGCUGUAGAUCACACUUCCCCCUACCUUUUCAAGCUGGAUAAUUUCCACCAUCUUUUGACUAUUGUAUAAGCAGUAAACUUCAGUCUUACAUACUGUAAUUCA
This is a messenger RNA of Eublepharis macularius, 2956 nucleotides long. RefSeq names its product ornithine decarboxylase antizyme 2 (gene OAZ2). Gene Ontology annotation, biological process: positive regulation of protein catabolic process. Gene Ontology annotation, molecular function: ornithine decarboxylase inhibitor activity. Gene Ontology annotation, cellular component: nucleus; cytoplasm. Lineage: Eukaryota; Metazoa; Chordata; Lepidosauria; Squamata; Eublepharidae. The record is from RefSeq and is a predicted model, not a curated record.